Molecule: messenger RNA, 2281 nt
Organism: Canariomyces notabilis
Lineage: Eukaryota; Fungi; Ascomycota; Sordariomycetes; Sordariales; Chaetomiaceae
Product: peptide transporter-like protein
Exons: 2
Coding region: 193-2025 (610 amino acids)
Biological process (GO): oligopeptide transport; transmembrane transport
Cellular component (GO): membrane
Molecular function (GO): transmembrane transporter activity
Source: RefSeq, a predicted model, not a curated record
AAGUUGGAACCUUCAGCCGGGGCCCCAUGCAGUUGAUUGCCACUGCAUUUGAUGCCGUGUCUCCCUUGGUCCCGUCUCUUAUGUUAUAUAUCCGUCUUGUUGCGCCCUGGCGGGCAGACCCAUCUGGCAAGCUCUUUUCAUUUUCCUCUGGUCAGCCCUAGCGUGGCCUAGCAGAGCUUCUUUCACACCAUCAUGGCGUCCGACCCGACGAGUAUCGCUGUUGCCGACGAUGUCAACGCCAUGAAAAAAGAUAAGGAGGCCGCCCUGGCGCCAGUGUUCUCCGCCGACGUCGACGACCUCGGCAUUAGCGCCGAUGGCGCGCUUCCUACCGACGAGGAGCUGCAGACCCUCCGCCGCGUCCCUGACAAGAUCUCGUGGAACAUCUUGACCAUUGCCUUCAUCGAGCUCUGUGAGCGCUUUUCGUACUAUGGCACCACGGCCGUCUUCACCAAUUUCAUCCAGCAGCCGCGCCCUGAGGGUUCCGCCACGGGUGCCAGCUACGACAUCAACAAUGGCCAGGCUGGUGCUCUCGGCAUGGGUCAGCGCACCUCCUUCUCUCUGACCACCUUCAAUACCUUCUGGCAGUACACCAUGCCCCUAUUCGGCGCCUACGUUGCCGACAGCUAUCUUGGCCGCUACCGGACCAUUGGCUUCUCUCUCCUGAUUGACAUUGUCGGCCACAUCAUCCUCGUCGUCUCGGCUCUGCCUCCCGUGAUCCAGAACCCCAACGGCUCCAUUGGCGCCUUCGCCAUCGGCAUCCUCCUCAUGGGUAUCGGUACCGGUGGUUUCAAGCCCAACGUCAACCCCCUGAUCGUUGAGCAGCUCGACCUCGAGAGGAUGGUGGUCAGGACCCUGCCCACCGGCGAGCGUGUCAUUGUCGACCCCGCCGUGACCGCCUCGCGUAUCUACCACUACUUCUACAUGUUCAUCAACAUUGGUGCCCUGUGCGGUCAGCUCGCCAUGGUGUAUUGCGAGCACUAUGUCGGCUUCUGGCUGUCCUUUACCCUCCCAACCAUCAUGCUCUGCAUCUGCCCGCUCGUCAUGCUCUGGGGCCGCCGCCGCUACAAGCGCGUCCCGCCCCAAGGCUCCGUCCUCGGCCGGUCGUUCAAGCUCUUUGCGCUUGCCAACAAAGGCCGCUGGUCCAUCAACCCCGUCAAGACGUGGAAACAGCUCCACGACGGUACUUUCUGGGAUAGCGUCAAGCCGUCCAGAUUCGACGCCGCCUCGAAGCCCAAGUGGAUGGACUUCAACGAUGCCUGGGUUGACGAGGUCCGCCGUGGCUUCAAUGCCUGCGCCGUCUUCAUGUGGUACCCUCUUUUCUGGCUCUGCUACAACCAAAUCAACAACAACCUGGUCUCGCAAGCUGCCACCAUGAAAAUCGCUGGUGUUCCCAACGACGUGUUGAACAACCUGAACCCCUUCGCGCUGGUCAUCUUGAUUCCCCUCCUCGACAUCUUCGUCUACCCAGCCCUGCGCAAGAUGCGCAUCAACUUCACGCCGCUUAAGCGCAUCGCUUGCGGUUACUUUGUAGGCGCAGCCGCCAUGGUCUGGGCGGCCGUUAUCCAGUACUACAUCUACCAGCGCAGCGAGUGCGGCUAUUAUGCCAACGGGAUUUUCCCCGACGGCACCGAGCACGACUGCCCCAACGCCGACAUCAACAUGUGGGCCCAGACGGGCUCGUACGUGCUCGUCUCCCUGGCCGAGAUCUUCGCGUCCAUCACCAGCUUGGAGUAUGCCCAUUCCAAGGCCCCGGCCAACAUGCGUUCCAUGGUGCAGUCGAUUGCGCUCUUCAUGAACGCCAUCUCGUCCGCCAUCGGCUUCGCCCUCGUCCCGCUCGCCGACGACCCGCUCCUCAUCUGGAACUACGCCGUCGUCGCCAUCGCCGCCACCAUCGGCGGCACCCUCUUUUGGAUUCAGUUCCGCCACCUCGACAAGGAGGAGGACAAGCUCAACAUGCUCCCCAAGGGCGAGUUUGCCAGCGAGGAGUCGUCUCACAAGGACGCUCACGAGAAAGCCGACGUCUAAAUGCGCGUGCGGCGCGUGUGUGUAUACUGGUAAUGAGAAUGGGUGCACCCUCGUGUGAGGCAUAAGAGCAUGAGGCAUGUGUGUCGGUUGACUUUAUUCAUGGCAUGGAAUGAUCUGGACGGGUUCUGUUUUUUAGCUUGAUACCAAAAACCCCUCACCCGUGGUGAGGUGUUGAUCACUAGGCUAGUAAAGAGAGGUGGUAAGGUACAUAUAGUGAAAUAUAUAUAUCUACCGCCUACUCAUCCAGCUCCCGCUU